Molecule: messenger RNA, 1677 nt
Organism: Blepharisma stoltei
Lineage: Eukaryota; Ciliophora; Heterotrichea; Heterotrichida; Blepharismidae
Source: the annotation of a GenBank genome assembly
AUGGCAAAAUAUAUAGCAUUCUUAGCAUUAAUUUUGACUGUAAAAAGCUGAAAUUGGACACUGAGUGGGGAAUCAUAUGAUAAUUAUCCGAGUUUGCAUGAUAUAAAAGAAAAUCUGAAUUUUACCGCAAAUAAAUUUCCGAAUUUAGCCAGUUUUGGAACUAUUGGGAAUAGUACUGCUGGGAUACCAAUAUAUUUUAUAAAAUUAUCAGCACCUGGACUGCCUAGUAGCGAAAAAGGUGGAAUUUUAUUGUCAGCAAGCCAAACUGCAUUGUACCCUAUAAACACAGUUCAAAUAAUCUACCUUAUCAACCGCCUUUCGAAAAAUUAUAAUGUAACAGGCAGCGAGACCUAUAUUUUACAGUCAUCUAAUAUAUGAUUUAUCCCUGUUAUUAAUGUAGACGCAUAUAAGCUUUCAGAAGAUAGUCUUUUUCUAAAUAAAAACUUCACAAAAAAUUCCCGAUUUUUCAAUUGCUCUAAUCAGGCUAGCAAUGGGGUAAAUUUAGAUAAAAACUGAGAUUUUGCCUGAGGAGAAACCAAAAAUGGGUCUUCUAAUGAUUUUUGUAACGAAAAUUAUCGAGGAGCUUCCCCUUUUUCUGAGGUAGAAACCCAGCUGAUAAAAGAAUUUGUGAAAAAUAAAAAUAUUACUACAUGAAUUCAUUAUGAAAAUUAUGGGAAUAAUUAUGUGCAUCCUUAUAAAGCAGAAAAUUAUAAUGCUGUUAAGAAUGGUGCUAGCUUUGCGUAUUCUAUUUUUCAGGACGCUAUGUAUGUAAAUCAAGUAAAUUUUGGGACUUAUAAAGAUAUUUAUGGGAUAUAUGGAGAUGGCUCACUCAUAGACUAUGCAGUAUCACAAGGAAUGUUUUCAAUGGAAGUUGGGAUUGGGCCGAAAAUACAGAAUGAUCCAAAAAUUAUGCAUACUUAUAUAUUUUCACAAUGAAAUGCAGCCAAGUUUCUAAUGGAAACUGCUACAUUUUAUUUAGAAGCAUAUAUGGGUGGGACUGUGUACGCUUGCAGCUCUGAUCCCACAAAAUGCGACCCAAAGAACGACUUUGCUUACAUUGAUUUUGAAGUAGAAAUCAUAAACUCUGGGCUAACUGUGGCUCGAAACAUUGUAUUUGAGAUCCAAUUUUCAAAUUCAAAUUCUGCAGCCUAUACUAUGAAGCUCAGUAACUUCUUGUAUCUAGAAGGUACAUUAAAAGACCCGUCAAGCAUAAACGACCCUAUGAAGCCUUAUCAAUACCAAAUAAACAACACCAAUACCACUAUCUCUCUCAGAGCAAUCUUCAAUUUUUCUCCUUUUGAUGAUGCAUUUAUCACAAUGAACCUCCAAGUUUAUAGGCAAAAAAAUAAUUCAGCCACAAAUUCAGUAAUUUCAUAUAAUGCUAGCAUUUAUCCAGAAAAACUUGACAAUAAAACGAUGAUGAUUCUUUAUGAUCAAGGGACAGUUGUGGUAAAUCAUAAUGCUAGCGAAUGGUCAGGGAGUAAUUUGAUAAAAAUGAAGGCUUCAAACAUGCUGCUUUUUUGUGUAAUGGGUAUUGCUCUUUUGCUGAUUUUUAUUAUUUUUUUUAGCAUUUAUAAAGUUAUUUGGAUUUUGAAGCAAAAUGUUAAAGACGGAAAAAACAUAAAAGACAUAAAAGACAUAAAAGGGGAGUCGAAAAGCUUUAUUAACACUGUUUAA